Molecule: messenger RNA, 289 nt
Organism: Sphaeroforma arctica JP610
Lineage: Eukaryota; Ichthyosporea; Ichthyophonida
Exons: 2
Source: RefSeq, a predicted model, not a curated record
GCAGUUGAGGUGGAAUGCUGAGAGUGAGUCGGAUGACGACGUCGAAGACAUUGCGGCGAUAAGCGCAAAUCGUCAGAAAAUACAGGAAGCCAGAUAUGCCUUGAAAGAGUUCAAGAAAUCGGCGGCCCCGGAACUGAAGGUCAAAGUCAAAGGCGCCAACAAAGGGGGUAAGAAGAAUCCGCACUUCACACCAAAGGUCAAGGGUGGCAAACGAGGCAAAGCGGGUGCAGAUGAGCCCAAAAAACGAACAUUCGGCAAGAAACGGGGCACAAAGGGCAAGAGAGGUUGA